GUGUGAGGUGCAGGGGUUCCGAUUCUGGACCCGGGAGGAUUUGAUUGUUGCUCGUAGCAAUGCGCGACCCCGGCGCCGGGGGAAGGGAAGGGCAGGGGAGCAGAGAGAUGGCGCCGAGGAAUGGUCGGGGCCGGGGCCGGGGCCGGGAGCGCUGCGUGUUGACCUUCAGCGAGGAGGAUAGGAGGGAGUUUCUAACUGGCUUUCACAAGCGAAAGGUGGAGAGAAGGAAAAAGGCCUUGGACGAAAUUAAAAAGAAACUGAAGGAGGAACACAAACGUGUGAAGGAGGAGAGACGCAAAGAAUAUGUGAAGAUGUUUAAGGAAAGACAAGAAGCUUUGGAGGAAGCUGACGAGUUGGAUCAACUGACAACCUCCAAGAAAGAGUCCAUUCAGUAUGACCAUCCAAAUCACACGGUUACUGUGACAACGAUCAGCACUUUAGAUUUGGGUGGGACCAAUUUGUUCUUCCCUGGUGCCAAACAGUCGGAAGAAGAUGAGGAAGAGCAGGCAGUGGAGAAUGAUGCGGAAGAGGAAACACCUGUGAAGACCGACGACCCAUUACCCAGGAAACGAGCUGAGCCCAUAAUGUCUGCAAAGAUUUCUUCGCUGACAUCUGCGCUGCACUUGGCAAAUAAAAAUCAGAAAAGAAAGAAGAGGAAAGAUUCUCACAAUAAGUUCAAACCCCCUACCAAAGGCAAAACUACAAAAUCACAAAGGAGAAAACGGACAGGAAAACCAGGGGGUGAGAUGUGAAUCUCACAAAACCCUUUCUCUUGGACUUAUUUAUGCUCAAAUCCCAUGGUGCCUGAGCGACAUCAGUGCUUGAACUAAGUAAUCAAAAUCCCAGGACCUCUUUGUAACCGGAGGCAGUUUGGCCAGAAAAUAGUUGAUUGUAGUUUGCUAGACUUGGAAGAUCAAUCCUUGUAAGGGCUAUGUGCUUGAAUUUUAUCUUAAGGUGAUACUUCUACUGAUAAAUAAUGGCAGAGUGCAUAGGAGAGUAGUUGUUUUGGGACCAAUGGUUCUAGUUCAGGACCCUGGCAUCUAAUAUACAUUGUUCUUCGUCUACAAAAUUCCCUCAAUCUGCAGCACCGAUAUAUGUGAAAUUUGCUAAUGUGGUCUGUGUACAUCUUGUAGGACCAUGGGCAUCUCUUUGUCAAUUACUUCAAGUCUACAAUGAGAUAAGGUCAUUCAGUAUUAGCCUGCUCUGCUUGGAGUUACAGGUGUUCUGAGGUGGACUUUAUCUGGCCUCUGCAGAUCCUGAAAUGCAUACAAAGUUGCACAAAGUAUUCCUGGAAUAUCAAGUGGCUCUAUUAAUAACUUUCUGUCCUUUUUUUCUUAUGUCUUCAUCAAGCUCACUUUUAAAGGUGCCAAUUAAACUUGAGAAUCCAUUACUGUGUUGGGUGGGUGGGGAAUGGCUUCUGCUUUUUGUUCCAGUUUAAGAAUUUAGUGUUUCAUCCUUAGCCUCUUGCUGAAUGUGCAGGUUAUAUUGUUUGGUUAUUUUAACCUGAUCUGAAUCCAUUUUUUUUCAAACUAAAUUUUGUUCCUACUUUUUGUAAAACGUGUUUAUUGCCUUGUCAGAAAUGAAGUAAGAUUUUUCUGUGGCCUGACUCGGAGAGCAUUAUGAAGAACUGUGUCCUGUGUCUUACGUGACUUGAUGCAUUGGUGUUGCUGGUGUUGGUUGGGACAGCUUUCAAGCUUCACAACUGAACAGCUGUAAGGCGUCAACUCUCUUGAGCUGCCUUUUGCAUUCUGCAUCCAGUAGUUGAUUUGUUGUUCAACUGAAUUUGAUCCUUCUGCAACUAUUUCAACAAUGCGAGUUGCAGCAUUGGACCACCUGUGGGAUUACAUUCAGCAUUGAAUCAGCUACAGGACUUGCCAGCAGUUGUACUUGCAGAGCAAAAACAUGUGGAAUUAUCUUCCAGAAGGUGGAGUUUUGCAAAGUGAUAGGGGUGUAUAAUCCUUUCACUUCAUACUGUGCGGCACCAUGACUUGUUAUGAUUGCUACUAAUUUUUAAGAAAAACUACACACAUCAUUCUCGUUAUGAGAGGUUGUGUGAAAUUGUCCAAACAUAUCUGUGCUGAUGUAGUAAGUCCCUAGAUUUUUCUUCAGAAGAUGGGGUUUUCUCAGUCAAAAGAAAUUCAGUGCUUUGAAUUAUUAACAUCAAUACUGAUAGUCAAAGUUAAACACGUACCUGAAGGCUUUUGUUUUACUGGGUAGUUUAUGUUUGUUUUCCAGUUAGCUUCACUAUAGGCUAGGGAGCAUUUUUUGGACUGACCACUGCAUAAAUUAAGGUGUACUGUACUGUUGGGGAUGCUAUCUUUUGUGUUAGAUGCAAAGCUGAGGCUCCUUCUGCCCUCUCAGUGAAUAUAGAAGUUCCCAUGUUACAAACUAAAGAGUAG
Pristis pectinata (smalltooth sawfish) is the source of this 2399-nucleotide messenger RNA. RefSeq names its product nucleolar protein 12 (gene nol12). Gene Ontology annotation, cellular component: nucleolus. The transcript has 6 exons. NCBI's taxonomy places the organism in Eukaryota, Metazoa, Chordata, Chondrichthyes, Rhinopristiformes, Pristidae. Gene Ontology annotation, molecular function: RNA binding. The coding region runs from base 60 to 752 and encodes 230 amino acids. The record is from RefSeq and is a predicted model, not a curated record.